UUUUUUUUUUCCUUUAAAAAAUAAAUACUUACAAUAAAGAAUGCAACAUAUUGAAUCUGCUCAAUUAUACUCUGAUAGUCAAUAUCGUUUUGACUAUGUAGCUAAAUUUAUGGAUUUUGGUGAAGAGGAUAUUAAAGCUAUUGAAGCAGUGGCUGAUAAAGUACGUCCUUUGGUGCCUGUUGUGGUGGAUGCUGUUUAUGCUAAACUCUUUCAAUUCGACGUAACUAAAAAACAUUUUGUACCCAAGAAUGAAGGCUUUGAAGGUGUGGCACCUACCUCACUUGAAGAUUUAACCUUGGAUCACCCACAGAUUAAGUUCCGUAAGGAUUUCCUUAGCAAAUAUCUUUACAAGAUUCUUUCAGGUCCUUAUGAUGAACGUUUCUUACGUUAUUUGGAUUGGGUUGCAAAGAUUCAUACGGAUACGCCUGAAAAGAAAUCCAAGAUUAACGUGGAUUAUAUUCAUAUUAAUGCCUUGAUGGGGUUUGUGGAGUCCACUUUAGUAGGUGGCUUAUUAUCUCUUCAAUUAGAUCGUGAGACAGAAUCAAAGGCGUUAUUGGCUUUUAAUAAAUUACUUUGGAUUCAAAAUGAUUAUUUCGCUAAAUACUACUGUAAUCCUGCUACUGUUCAUGAUGCUAACGUGUUGGUCAAGAAGAGUGAAGGUUGUUUAACUAAUCCUGCUUCCAUUGUUCCUCUUGCUGUUGGUGUCCUUGCUGGUGCUUUAGGUGUUUAUUAUUAUUUCCGUCGUAUUUAAUUGUUCUUUAAAUAAUAUAAAACUAUCAUUAUUUAUUUAUUUAUUUAUAUGUAUAAAUGUCGUGUUUCAGACAGGGGCUGCAUUGAUCUUUUUGUU
Messenger RNA from Cokeromyces recurvatus, 847 nucleotides. RefSeq names its product Protoglobin-domain-containing protein. Bases 41 to 751 code for a protein of 236 amino acids. Gene Ontology annotation, molecular function: oxygen binding; heme binding. The transcript has 2 exons. The record is from RefSeq and is a predicted model, not a curated record. NCBI's taxonomy places the organism in Eukaryota, Fungi, Mucoromycota, Mucoromycetes, Mucorales, Mucoraceae.